This is a messenger RNA of Penicillium daleae, 1728 nucleotides long. RefSeq names its product fungal specific transcription factor domain-containing protein. Gene Ontology annotation, biological process: DNA-templated transcription. Gene Ontology annotation, cellular component: nucleus. Gene Ontology annotation, molecular function: DNA binding; zinc ion binding. Bases 1 to 1728 code for a protein of 575 amino acids. Lineage: Eukaryota; Fungi; Ascomycota; Eurotiomycetes; Eurotiales; Aspergillaceae. The record is from RefSeq and is a predicted model, not a curated record. The transcript is spliced from 4 exons.
AUGACACUAUCCUCACAUAACGACCCCAUGGACACGCGCAAGAGAUCACCAAGUAAUUCCCCAACUCCCGACACAGUCUUCUUGGAAGCAUGCGACAUUUACUUCCGACACUCCCAUAAUAAGCCCUACGGCUUCUUCAAUGCCGAACUCUUCCAGCAAAAGGCAGCAAAGAACCUCGUACCCCUCCAUCUUCGCCUCGCCUUGAUCGCAACUGCCACUCGCUACUCCUCCCGCUCGCAAUGGCGAGAAAGGAAACAGAGCACGAUCGAUGGCUACGCCCGAUGCUCCUGGGAGCUAAUUGUGACGUCGCAGAACGGGUUAGAUGACACCGAUGAUGUGACGGUGAUUCAAGCCCUUGCCCUCUUGGCUGUGAUCGAUGCCACCGCUGGCCGGCGGCGAGGCGCAUGGGUGAAAAUCGGUAUGGCAGUACGAAUCAGCCAAGAUUUACAAUUGAUGCUCGAACCAAGCGCGAAAUUCUCCAGCUUGGAGCGCGAUGAACGGAGGAAUCUCUUCUGGUCAUUAUAUCUCCUUGAUCGCUUUGUGUGCUGCUCCUUCCAACGACCGCCCGCGAUCAAGGACUCGGAUUGUCUGCUUAAUCUACCCACGUAUCGCAGUUCGGGAAAGAGAGAGUCAACGACGACAUUGAAGGGCUUAUUAGAUGAGAAUAACCGAGAUACGACGCUUCGCCCGGGAAUGUUUGGUAUCAGUAUUGCAUUAGUGUCCGUACUUGGGCGGACGAUCAAGUGCAUGAUGAACACCGAGGAUAAUCAAGAGAAGCCCUGGCAUCUCGAUUCUGAAUACCGAAGGAUUCACCGAGACUUGGAGUUUUUAAAAGAGCUAGCCGUCAACAACAGUCCCGUCCUGGCUGCGCCGGGAGAAGCUCGUCCUCAAGAUGAGAUGCAUGACAGCGAUCGCGAGCGCAUUGCGCAUAUGGUCCUCUCUCAUACUUUAUACCACCUCUCCCACUGCAUUCUCAGCCAUCCAUAUCUCCUCAGCUUGAAGAUACAAUCCGUUCCAGUCUCCGAUAUGCCGCCCGCCUGGCUGGAAGAAACCCGCGCAACGUGUCUGGUACAUGCCGGUUCUUUAAUCACCGUUCUUGUGGAAGCCAAGGCAGCGGGGUAUAUGCCCGUCCCUUCGGUAUACAGCUACUGCAUCCUCGUGGCAAGCACCAUCCACGCACUCUAUUUGCACAGCGACGAUAUAGCCGUCAGCCACGGCUCGGCCGAAUACCUGAAGACAUCACUCGAGUACUUGGGCGAAGUGUCCGAGUUAUGGACAAACGCACAAAUGAUAGCCAACGCCCUAAAAUCCUUCGCCCUCCAAUGCGGCCGAUACAGCGACCUCCUCCUCCGCGAGAAACCGCUCGUCGACGAACUCACCCCCACAGAAGCAGCCGUCCUCCGCUCCGUACUCGACUACUGGGCCAUGAUGGACCCACACAACGCAGUCUUCGACGUCGCGCAGAACGGCGUCGACGGACUCCUCCAUAACCCUGACAUCGGGCCGGGUUACUUGACGCCACCGACGCCUGGUGCAGUGGCAGUGGAGGGGAUCACGUUGGGGGUGGAGAUGUCUCACUCUGUUGGGUUUGGGCAGAAGAGUGGUGAUUCGGUGGAUCCGGAUAUCUUGAUUCAGUGGCCGGCGUCUAUUAUGUCGCCGAUGGCUUCUGAGGAUGGGGGGUCGCCGAGGUGGGAUUGGGAUUCGGAGCUUAAUGCUAUGAAUGAUUAG